AUGCCGACGCAAAAUACUACCGCCACCGCCCCAAACCAGCGACGGUCUUUGCAACAUUGCACCGUCUACCUACAACGGCGACAGGCAUUGAUCGAGCUCACCGCCGCCAUGCACGGGUUCGGUUUCCCACACAACAAAGGUGAAGAGUUCGAAAAGGAUAUGGAGGCAGCUUUCGAUUCAAUAGAUGAUAUCGGCCAAACAAUCGCCUUAUUGGUUCAAGUGGAACAAGAUGGUUAUCGCAUUAAGGUCGAUGUGGAGAAGUUGCUGGAGCAGGUGCGAUGGGCGGAGGAGGCGCAGGGGUUGUGGAUGCGGGCUAUUAGGGAAACAACAUCCUUACUCUCCACAGCCUUCCCCUCUACCCCAAGCUCACCUACCGCCUACUUCAACGCCCCCACAACCUCAUUGCCGAAAUGGAUCCUCGAAACCUUCUUACCCUCAAGCAAUGGUCGCCAUAAGUUCCGCUCUGGCUCUCGGCGUAUGCGCUGCCAUCUGGUACUCAGAGUAUGCCUCGAACAGAAAUCUGUCGAAUAUGACGCGCGUGUGGAACUGUUCGAGCGUAGCCGAGCGACUAACGAUCUCUACAUCCACCUCCUCAAGCUGAAGACAGGACCAAUGUCUAGUCGCAAGGCAGGCAGGGGCACAUAUCUCGAAUGUGACCUUCUGGAGUUGGUUCAGAUGAUGGAGCUACUGGAUGAGAUCCUUCAGAAAGAGGGAGAGGUUGAGACCAAGUGGUGGUGGAGGCCCUUGAGACAUGUAAAUCCAAUAUGUAUCGAGGAGGAGCUGGCGCUUGUGAUUGAUAGGGCCAAGGCGCGUUGGGCAUAA
Macroventuria anomochaeta is the source of this 822-nucleotide messenger RNA. RefSeq lists its product as uncharacterized. The record is from RefSeq and is a predicted model, not a curated record. NCBI's taxonomy places the organism in Eukaryota, Fungi, Ascomycota, Dothideomycetes, Pleosporales, Didymellaceae. The coding region runs from base 1 to 822 and encodes 273 amino acids. The transcript is spliced from 2 exons.